Messenger RNA from Closterium sp. Yama58-4, 1278 nucleotides. NCBI's taxonomy places the organism in Eukaryota, Viridiplantae, Streptophyta, Zygnematophyceae, Desmidiales, Closteriaceae. The record is from the annotation of a GenBank genome assembly.
AUGUACGUUGCUUCAUCGAGUUCCCUGGUCUUUUCAGCGAUUCAUUUGUGUUAUAAAUAUGGAUCCCGGAAAAGCCACGAUUUGGACGAUGGGGAUCACAUGGACGAUGCAGAGGCCAACGGCAAGUCGGGUGCCGUGUGCAAAAACGAGGUGGACGAGGCGGUAGACGAGGCCGGGGGCGAGCCGGAAGAGGAAGAAGACUUGGCAGAGGAAGAUGCGGAAGACGAUGCGGAGGAAGAGGAGGGUGACGAGGCGGAGGAAGAGGAGGGUGACGAGGCGGAGGAAGAGGAGGGUGACGAGGCGGAGGAAGAGGAGGGUGACGAGUCCGAAAAGGAGUCGGAAGACGAGUCCGGAGGAGAGCCGUCUGACGAAGGGGACGAGGAGUCUGAGGAAGAGCAGGAGGAUGAGGAAGAUGAUGCGGCGGAAGUGGCGGAGGGCGCAGAUGCACAUAAGACUCAUGUCACGAAGAAGGCAAGCUUUGACGAGAUGUUGGAAGAGCAGGGUGACAGUGAUGGUGAUGCCAUGGAGGAUGAGGCUGUGGCUGAGGAACGUGCUUUGCUGCCUGAAAAGCUGAAGGCGCUCGAUGAGAUCAAGGAACCAAUCAUCGGCUCGAAGUUUGCUGGAAAGGGCGCCAAACCUCUUUCGAGUGCAGGACCCUCUAAGGUUCCUCCUAAGCCACCGCAAGGGAAUGCUGCAGUCGCCGCGUCUAAGGGAAAGGAGAAGUUGGUGGCGAAAGAGAGUAUGCUCAGUGGGAAGACGAAACGGGAGUCCACCGUGGUGGUUGGUGGUGCACCGAAGAAGCAGAACACCGGUGAAGUUUCGGGCAAAGCGAAGGCAACUCCUAAGGCAGUAGGCGUUGGGGCACGUGGGGUAAAGGCUAAGGCAGCCGCUCCCAAGGACUCUGGAGCUGCACCACCGUUGAAGGUGAUCACCGAAGCCACCAAGCGCUUCGAGCUCAUACCUGCCAAGAAAACCAAGUCUGUGGCGGCAUCCUGCGAUCGCCGCAGGGAGCAUGUUGGUGUAUCAAACGCGGAUCUUGACCAAGUCGAGCGACGCGUGAUGGCAUGGAUCGCCGAAAUGCUGUCGGCCAUGGCUCGGGGUGCUGGUCAGUCCGUUGGAAUUGGAACGCCUGCAGCAGCACCUCCACAUGCUGGCCCGAGCAACAGUUCGUCGGAAGGGCUUCCCAGUGGCAACAGUCCCUUGGCAAACCACCGCGAAAUCGUCUACAAAGCAGUAGUUGACUUCAAGGUGGGUUGCUUGUGGUGGACUACGUCUUGA